AUGGAUGAUUCCCCUACGACUGGGCUUCCACCAUCAUUCCCAACUUCGAUCUUCGGCGACGACGACUUCCCAACUUUCCUCACGUCUUUCACCAAGAAAAGUAGCAGCACCAGCACGACGGAUACUUCCACGUCUAGUCAGAUCACACCAGUAUUGAACACGAUGACGAGUUACACCCCAAGUCCUUUGGGCCCAGCAUCCUCUCCGACUCCCAGCGGCUACCCCGGCAGCGAUGAUGGGAAUGAUAGCUUGUUUGAAAGGCUGGAGAAUGGGACAAAGGCUGCAGUGGGAGUUGCGAUUACCAUUGGUGUUAUUGUCAUCGUCGCUCUAUCCGUGUGGUAUUGUUGCGGAUGCUGCGGUCUGCGUGCAAGACGCAGGAAGCGUCGCGAGGGCUCGCGAGCACAAGACAUCAGCUCUCAGCCUCCAGUCCCGCUGAAUACGAUGAGUCCUAGCCAUGCGCCUCCCGCAGGCGAUGCUCCUCCUCAAUACGAAGAAGCUGUGCCACCUCAACACCAACACAUCGCUGGCGGAGCUCGGCAUGUCAGGCAAGAAGAGGACGAUGCGGUCAUUUCAGAUGGCAAAACGCCACUGAGCGAAAUCCCAUUCGAGGAUGUUGUGCUCGACCAUUCUCCAUCAGAAGGAUCGUCGAGGAGCUUUAGCGAAAGGCAUCAUGGGCUUGGAGGAGAUACCAGAGGACAUACGAAUACCUGA
Cadophora gregata is the source of this 711-nucleotide messenger RNA. RefSeq lists its product as uncharacterized. NCBI's taxonomy places the organism in Eukaryota, Fungi, Ascomycota, Leotiomycetes, Helotiales, Ploettnerulaceae. The coding region runs from base 1 to 711 and encodes 236 amino acids. The record is from RefSeq and is a predicted model, not a curated record. The transcript has a single exon.